This is a messenger RNA of Polyodon spathula (Mississippi paddlefish), 4186 nucleotides long. Its product is annotated as protein Wnt-4-like. Lineage: Eukaryota; Metazoa; Chordata; Actinopteri; Acipenseriformes; Polyodontidae. The coding region runs from base 624 to 1721 and encodes 365 amino acids. Gene Ontology annotation, molecular function: cytokine activity; frizzled binding. Gene Ontology annotation, cellular component: extracellular region. The record is from RefSeq and is a predicted model, not a curated record. The transcript is spliced from 6 exons. Gene Ontology annotation, biological process: neuron differentiation; canonical Wnt signaling pathway; cell fate commitment.
CUGAGGAGGCGCGUCGCCCGGGGAGCGCUUCACAGACCCUCUGCUUAAAAUUGAAAGCUCUCUCAGUAAAAUAAACAUAAAAUGUGUAUAUAUGCAUAUGUAUAUAUUCAUAUUAAAAAAUACUAAUAAAAACAACUAAAGAGAAAAAUAGAAGGCAAGCAGAGAUAACACAAAAAAGGAGAGAAACGACCAGAAGACCAAAAAAAAAAGAUUUACACCAAUGAAGCCAGAGUUGCACCCAAUACCACUGUGUGUAGAUCUGAUAAUCUGUGAACAGCACCACGAAUGACAUUCGGCUGCACCCGAAGAUAAAGGAAUACGCACAUAUUAAAACGCCAGUUACAGUCGUGAGUGGCUUGGAAAACCACCUCGUUUAUUACAAUUCAUUCUUAAAAAGCUGUUUUUUAGCAUUCUGCAGUGGAUGUGGCACGAAAUGAUCCUCGAAAGGAGGAUGCACUGACCGUGUCCAGUUCCCAAGGGUUCUCUUAGGAAACAGGCUGACACUGCAAGCCGGCUGUGCGGAUUGCACAUCUCAUAACUCUGGGAGUUUUACAUGUGCAAGAUGACAUCGGAGUACUUGCUCAGGUCACUUCUGCUUCUCAUUCUAGCGCUGUUCUCCGCUAAUGCCAGCAACUGGUUCUGCAGUGAGGCCAUCCAUAGCAAGAAGGAAACAUACACAGCACGCCACGAGGAGCCUGUUGGAGGAGCCCCUCCUUCAGCCACACUGGUACCUGGCCAAGCUGUCAUCGGUGGGCAGCAUCUCGGAGGAGGAGACCUGUGAGAAGCUGAAGGGUCUGAUCCAGCGGCAGGUUCAGAUCUGCAAGCGCAACGUGGAGGUGAUGGACUCGGUGCGGCGCGGCGCCCAGCUCGCUAUCGACGAGUGCCAAUACCAGUUCCGCAACCGGCGCUGGAACUGCUCCACCCUGGACACGCUGCCCGUCUUCGGGAAGGUUGUCACGCAGGGACUGUCUGUUACAGGCACGCGGGAGGCUGCCUUCGUGUACGCCAUCUCCUCGGCAGGUGUGGCGUUUGCUGUGACCAGGGCCUGCAGCAGCGGAGAGCUGGAGAAGUGCGGCUGUGACCGGACUGUGCACGGAGUUAGCCCUGAGGGUUUCCAGUGGUCAGGCUGCUCUGAUAACAUCGCCUACGGAGUGGCGUUCUCUCAGUCCUUCGUGGACGUCAGGGAGAGGAGCAAAGGAUCGUCUUCCAGCCGGGCGCUGAUGAACCUUCACAACAACGAGGCCGGGAGGAAGGCCAUCUUAAGUAACAUGCGCGUGGAGUGCAAGUGCCAUGGCGUGUCAGGGUCCUGCGAGGUGAAGACCUGCUGGAAGGCCAUGCCCCCGUUCAGGAAGGUGGGGAACGUCCUGAAGGAGAAGUUCGACGGGGCCACCGAGGUGGAGCAGAAGAAGAUCGGCUCCACCAAGGUCCUGGUGCCCAAGAACUCGCAGUUCAAGCCGCACACCGAUGACGACCUCGUCUACCUGGAUCCCAGCCCAGACUUCUGCGAUCACGACCUGAAGAGCGGGGUGCUGGGCACGGCCGGGAGGCAGUGCAACAAGACCUCCAAGGCCAUUGACGGCUGUGAGCUGAUGUGCUGUGGCCGGGGCUUCCACACGGAGGAGGUGGAGGUGGUGGACAGGUGCAGCUGCAAGUUCCACUGGUGCUGCUACGUCAAGUGUAAGCAGUGUCGGAAAGUGGUGGAGAUGCACACGUGUCGGUGAUCGGCGCAAACCCACGGACGCUACAGCCUCACCGUAAAAAAAAAAAAAAACAAGAAAACUGGACAAAAAAAAAAGGAACAAAGAAAAAAGUUCCAGAGAUUCCGUUGUUUUCUAAUUUAAAAACCCCAAAGGAGUUGUAUGUGUCUUCUUGUUUUGUUUCGUGGUUGUGAUUGUUUAAUUUAUUGGGGACUCCUGACUGAGGUGGUGGUGAUAACACCGAGGCCCUGACACUCCAGGGUAAAGGAACUCAUCUUCAGCUCAUGCUGCUUUUGGGACCGAUUUGGAGGACGGCUUUGAGGGGAACUGAAAACGAGCAAUGAAGAGACUUUGAGACUAAUUAACAAAUAAGCAAAUAUAUAAAUAAAUAAACUAAUAAAUAUGACUCAGUCCAGGUGUACAUUUAAUAAAAAGGACAGUCAAGUUAGUAUGAAACAAUGCGUCAGACUGCCCCAUCUGUUUAGUCUCUGACGUGUGAUGGGAACUCCCUCUUGUUUCAUUGAGGAGAUUCACCUGUGUAAAGGGCUUUGUAGUUUACCCUAGCAAUAAUUUUGAAAGGCAGGAGCCGUGCUUUGGGAUUAUGCUGUUGCCAUAUUAGUGUCAUUGGCCACUCAAACACAAAAGAACCAAUGGAAAUGUCUCCUUUCAUCUCUGGACUGAGAGAUGAGGAACCCUACAAUACUCCACGACUGAUCCUAUCCCAUGUAAACACUGCUCCCAAGCCAGAAACUGUAAUAGCAGAGAAACUGGCUGUGGUCCUCUGUAAAGAAUACUGUAUGUCUGUAAAUCUGAUUUCCUGAUGGGUUCAUUCUUGCUUGUUCUUGGUAACAUAGAUGGAGAUGAUACAGGGUGAUUCAUACAUUAUUACAGAACUUUUCAUUUCAUUUCAGGUUUACAAGUAGACAGUAAUGGCAGACGGGAACACAGAGAGAUGAAUGUGUGGACUUAUACAAGCCCUGGAAAGCGUGCUGGCCAGUGCCUUAGCUAACUGGAAUCAAUGCACACGUUCUAGAAUAAUGUCACCCUGUCUAUAUGUUAGCUAAGUUGCCAGUCAAAGAUAUUUGUGGCCAGUUCCACAAUAUUUAUCCACAGCAUCCAUCCACAUCAGUGUGCUGGUCUACCACUUGAAAUAAAAAUGUUUGUUAAAUGGUUGUUCUACAGACAUCCUCAGACUUUUGCUACAGUUUUUAUUUUAUUUAAAUGAUACAGCAGAACCCUCUUAAGAACAAAUUCAUCGAAUGACCCCUAGAAUCUUAAGCAAGCUAAACAAUGACUGAUUGACAUGAUUAGAUAAAGAGAGGUGUAUUCCAGUAUGUGUGUACUGUGAAGAUGAUGUUCAUUUGUGUAAACCACUUUGCAAGGGGCUCAACACAGUGCAGGAUGAUGUGGAAGUUGCACCUGUGUCCCUCUGCCACACAUGCACAGAAAAGUAGAAAGGAUGGUGCAGAUCCUGCUGCUUGUGUUGUUCUAGUGUCAGAGUGAAUAAACAAGAACUACCUUUCAGGGUCUAAAUCCUCCCCUUCCAGUGCUCUGUGUGUGUCCUGAAUCCUCACUUCUCAACCCUCCAGUGCGCUGUCUGUUUCCUGAAUCCUCUCCUUCCAGUCCUCUUUAUCUGUCCUGAAUUCUCUCCUUCCAACCGUCUGUGCUGUCUGUGUGUGUCCUGAAUUCUCCCCUUCCAGUCCUCUGUGUGUGUCCUGUCAUUGAGUCUCCACACAUUACAGCCCUUCGCUUCUGGUCCUAACGGGACACCUGCAGGGUUGUAGUGGAAUGUGGGAGGACUGUAAGUUUGAAAGUUAACCUUCAUUCUCUCUAAGAGUUUGCCUAGAAUGGGGAAAAAAACAGAGUUGUGAUGUUUCUGGGAGAGUGUUGUAGCUGCAAAACAUUUUAUCGUAAAUUCGUUUUUUGUUUUGUUUUUUUAAAACAUUUAAAUUGGUCUGUAAGCUAGGUACCCAAGUGGGAAUUGGAAAUUACCAUGAGAACUUAUUCAUUUAAGUUAUUGAAUAAAAUAACUUGAAGCUGUUUUGUUUAUCAGCCCUUAUCACGGAACCUGAGGAAGCGUUACCCUGAAGAAAUGCUUUUUUGCCUGAUGAUUUAAUAUUCAAAGCACACUUGGGGGACUCAAGGAAUAGAAAAUGUACCACAGAUAAAAAAAAAUGUUUUCCAAACUGCUAUAAACUCACAAUGAGAAUACACCAGGCGAGUUGCUUUGGGUCAGCUGUAGGGUCGACCUUUAAGGAAGAAAAACUCACGAAGGGCUACUGCUGGACACCUUCUGUCCUUCUUUCCUUGUGUCCCUCUCUCCUUGGUGUGCUGCUAUGCUUGUGCCACUCUCUCCUUGGUGUGCUGCUCCCUUGUGCCCCUCUCUCCUUGUGUGCUGCUGAACUCGGUGGUUCAGGCAGGUAGUGGGUGAUGUAGUGGGUGAUUAGAACACUCGCAUCAGGGAGAAUAAAACUGAUGGGGGGGACGGG